This is a messenger RNA of Lodderomyces elongisporus, 825 nucleotides long. It is a transcript of the gene FGR39, whose product is annotated as Fgr39p. The record is from RefSeq and is a predicted model, not a curated record. NCBI's taxonomy places the organism in Eukaryota, Fungi, Ascomycota, Pichiomycetes, Serinales, Debaryomycetaceae. The coding region runs from base 1 to 825 and encodes 274 amino acids. The transcript has a single exon.
AUGUUUAGCAGCUGUACUCGAAACCAAACCACUACACUGCUUUUGACUGUUCGAAAAAGUGUAACAACUGCAGUUGUGGCUGAAGCACCAUCUGCAUUAUCAUCACCACUACUGCAAUUACAAUUACAAUUACAAUCACGGUUACAACCACCGGCAGGAGCAGCUACUAAUACUAAUAAUUCUACUAUUUUGUUUGUUAGACGACUCCAUGUACAACUGCCCAUUCAUGUGAACUAUUUGCAUUUAAACCUAAAAAACUUGAACCAAUACUCAGUGCGUCAUUUAAGUUUGGGGAAUCUACACCGUAAAUUUGUUCUGGCGCUCGAAGAGUAUCAUAAGAUUGAUAAUGUUUUUGCCAUGAAUAGCCAUGCACCUAUAGAGGUGAAAGUUGCCCAAGUUAUAAAGUCUAUUGAGAACGAGCCUACCUUGUUAUACCAGCUUCAUUUCCUUUUUUAUGAGUUGAGUCGAUUGGGUAUAACCCACGACCAUGUUGAACAGCGUCGGCGUACAUGGAAAUACUGGCCAUUGAUGUUGUUUAAUGUGAUCCCCUUGAAUUCUGCAUUCUGGAAAGAAAUGUAUUGGUUAGAGUAUGCACAUCGAACGCAUCACUUGAAUCCAUGGAAACUUUACGAUUUAGGGUUAUUGGACCCAAAGAAUUUCCCCAAAGACUUUAUUGAACAGUUGAAAAGCGGGAGUUAUAAUGGGCAUAAUAUUAAGGAUCAAACUUUAUUUGCCAUGUCUAGACCGAAAUUUGACCCUGAGUUGGAAAGUAAAGAAACAGUAAAGAGGGAAGAGAAGGAGGAGAUUAUCAACAACAAAAAUUGA